This is a messenger RNA of Nyctereutes procyonoides (raccoon dog), 1541 nucleotides long. It is a transcript of the gene MRPL10, whose product is annotated as mitochondrial ribosomal protein L10. Gene Ontology annotation, molecular function: structural constituent of ribosome. The record is from RefSeq and is a predicted model, not a curated record. Gene Ontology annotation, cellular component: mitochondrial large ribosomal subunit. Gene Ontology annotation, biological process: translation. Lineage: Eukaryota; Metazoa; Chordata; Mammalia; Carnivora; Canidae.
CCGGCUCCCGUCUGUUCUUCCGGUGGCGAUGGCUGCGGCCGUGGCUGGGAUCCUGCGAGGGGGUCUCCUGCCCCAGGCGGGCCGGCUGCCCACCCUCCAGACUGUCCGCUAUGGCUCCAAGGCUGUUACCCGCCAUCGUCGUGUGAUGCACUUUGAACGGCAGAAGCUGAUGGCUCUGACUGAGUAUAUCCCCCCAAAACCUGCUGUUAACCCAAGAUGCUUACCGAGUCCUCCCAGUCCCCCACAGGAGGAGACAGGCCUCAUCCGGCUCCUCCGUCGGGAGAUAGAUGAGGUUUUCCGAGAGAACCGAAUGAUAGCUGUGUGUCAGAAUGUGGCCCUGAGUGCAGAGGACAAGCUUCUCAUCCGGCACCAGCUGCGGAAACACAAGAUCUUGAUGAAGAUCUUCCCCAACCAGGUUCUGAAGCCCUUCCUAGAGGAUUCCAAGUACCAAAACCUGCUGCCCCUGUUUGUGGGGCACAACUUGCUGCUGGUCAGUGAGGAGCCCAAGGUCAAGGAGAUGGUGCGAAUCUUGAAGAGUGUCCCUUUCCUGCCACUGCUAGGUGGCUGCAUCGAUGACACCAUCGUUAGCAGGCAGGGCUUCAUCAACUAUUCCCAGCUUCCCAGCCUGGCCCUGGCAGGGGAACUGGUAGGAGGACUCACCUUCCGUAUGGCCCAGACCCACCUCUUGCUUCAGCACCAGCCCUUCCAACUGACUGCCCUGCUGGAUCAGUACAUCAGACAGCAACAGGAGGGGGACUCCGUCACGCCAGCCAGCGAGCAACUUGCCUCUCCUGACCCUGUUCCGAACUCCUAGCCAGCCUGUUGCACCCAGCCUGCCUGCCCAUAAACAUGCUGUACUCCUGUUGGCUGUGCCAACAUCUGGCAGAGAUACAGAGGGAAGUGUGGGGAGUGGCACUUGUUACCUGACUUCACUGACCACAACUUCCUCAGAUGCAGGGCCACCUGGGGUUGCAGAGACACUCCAUUUCCAAAUGGAGGCUCUUAAUCACUGUCUUUGUCCCUAGUUUUCCCACCCUGAGACCUAACAGGAGUGGGGUUUUGGCUCUCCAGGCCCAGGGCAGAGAAGCUGAACAGAGAUUGUCUUCUGCCUCCAGGCCCACAGUCCUUUGUCACAUGUGUCUCCCAGCCUAUCCCCUUGUGGAUCUGAUGUGCUGGAAUAGCUCACCCAAGUCAUUGUGCUAAGAGUGGUAUCUGUUGAGAGCCUGCUGUGCCGGGCUGCGUGCUUACCACUUUACGCACAUCAGUUCUACUUCUCACCAUGUAACCAUAUCACCCCCAUUUUACAGAAGGCUAAAGGGUGGAGAAGUUCAAUAGUCUGCCCAAGGUCCUGCAGCUAAUAAGAGGCUGAACAGGGACUUGAGCCAGGCUCUCUGCUCUGAAGACCAGGCCCUGGAUUUCUGCCCUAGAACUUCCUCAUUAGGGUUCUGUGUGUGCUUGAAUGUUAAUUCUCCGCCCUUGGGGUGUGUCAUGUUAUGGAAAGGUUGGGAGUACUGCUUUCUGAUAAAAUGGAAUGCAUUUUA